Molecule: messenger RNA, 870 nt
Organism: Dovyalis caffra
Lineage: Eukaryota; Viridiplantae; Streptophyta; Magnoliopsida; Malpighiales; Salicaceae
Source: the annotation of a GenBank genome assembly
AUGAACCGAAACGGCAACACAAGAAAACGUCCCCCGCCAACGCCACAACCACCGCACCCUUCGCCGGCUGCGAAACACCAAGCUAUCACUCCCACCGUCGACGAAGAAUUCCUCGAUGAAGAUGUCUUCCUUGAGGAAACCCUCAUUGCAGAAGACGAACAGAAUCUCAGCGAAGAACGACAAGGCCUCACUUCUCAUCUCUCUAAAUGGGCCCGACCGAAGUUAUCAGAUGGCUACGUGUCGCAAUCGCAGAGUAUUAUAUUUCAGCAACUCGAGAUUGAUUACAUAAUCGGAGAGAGUCAUAAAGAACUUUCGCCUGAUAGAUCAGGUCCUGCUGCCAUUCUUAGAAUUUUUGGGGUUACUAGAGAAGGACAUAGUGUUUGCUGCUUUGUUCAUGGAUUUGAGCCAUAUUUCUACAUCAGCUGUCCUCCUGGGAUGGGUCCAGAUGAUAUCUCGCAUUUUCAUCAGAUUCUCGAGCGGAGGAUGAGGGAGGCAAAUAGGAAUAAUAAAGUACCCAAAUUUGUGCAACGAAUUGAAUUGGUGCACAAAAGGAGCAUUAUGUAUUACCAGCAGCAGCAAUCUCAUCCUUUUCUUAAGAUUGUAGUUGCAUUGCCAACGAUGGUGUCUGGCUGCCGUGGUAUUCUUGACAAAGGCAUACAGAUUGAUGGACUUGGUAUGAAGAGCUUCAUGACAUAUGAAAGCAAUAUCUUAUAUGCUCUCCGUUUCAUGAUCGACUGCAAUAUUGUUGGUGGAAAUUGGAUUGAAGUGCCUGCUGGCAAAUAUAAAAGGACUUCAAAGCACUUAUCCCAUUGCCAGUUGGAGUUUGAUUGCUUGUAUCCUCUUUUGCAGAAUAUUUCAAAUUUUGAAUGA